CGGCCUUUUGGCCUCCGCAUACAACUUUCGACCACUUUCACGUUCAUCGCCAUGAGCUUCUGGGAGCGUCACAAGCACAACAUCUACAAGUACGGCCACAUCUAUGCCACACUCUACGGCCUCACGGUUAUCAAUUACAUACCGCAGCGUCCGACAAACACGUGCACCCACCGACUAGCCGUAAUUUACGGGCACACGAUCAGCGUCUUGCUCAUCGUCGUGCUGCCCAUCUACUUUGCGCGCAACAUCUCUGCACUAACCGAAGCGCACGACCAACGCGGCCAACUGUUGCUGCUCGUCAACUUCGCCAAUACGCUGCUUAAGUAUGUAACCGUUGUCGUGACAUAUGUCGCAAAUUUUGCACACUACGCGGCCAUACGCGCCGUCACCCGGAGGCGCCAGCAGCUCGAAGACGACUUCAACAGCAGCCUGCAGGUGCAACCGGUAUACGAUGAGCGGCCGCGCCGCCAAUUCGAGACUAUGCUGCUGUUCAAGUUCGGCAUAAUCAACGCCAUGAUGGCCGUGCAAGUGGCAAACAUACUCUACCAGCAUUGCACCGGCGCCCAUCCGGUGCGCGUGUAUAUCGCCGUGUAUACCUUUGUGCUGUGGAACUACACCGAGAACAUGGCUGACUAUUUCUACUUCAUCAACAGCAGUGCAUUGAAAUUCUACCAGCAACUCAAUCAACAGCUGCGGCAAGUGGUGCGCGAAGCGAAGCUCCUGCAUUACUUUCGGAUGCGCGGUCAGCGACGCGGCACUGUGCCGCAUCUGUGCGGGUUGCUGUGCGAGCGGCUAGAUACGCUGGCCCAGCGCUACCAGCAAAUAAAUCGACUCUACCAAGACAGCUUGACAAUGCAUCAGUUUCAGAUACUCGGCCUCAUCUUUAUUACGCUCGUCAGUAAUCUCACCAACUCGUUCAUCCUAUUCAAUCUGUUCGUGAAGCACUCACAGGCGCGCGCUUCGCCAGCCAUCGUGCUGAAUGCGCUGCAUGCCAUCAUCUUCUACGUGGACACCUACAUUGUGGCGCUGGUAAGUGAGAACAUCAGCCUGGAAUUGCGCGACAUUAAUCAGACGCUGCGUCAAUUCAAUCAGGUGAGCGAGCUGGAUGUGCGUCUACAGCAGACGAUCGAGUGCUUCACACUUUUUGUGACGAACAAUCAUGUGGAGGUUCGCAUCUGUGGCCUAUUUGUGCUGGACAGGAGCCUGACGUAUCUGACGGCAGCCACAGCAUUAUCAUAUUUCAUUACACUGGUGCAAUUCGAUUUGAACUUGAUGUAG
Rhagoletis zephyria (snowberry fruit fly) is the source of this 1278-nucleotide messenger RNA. RefSeq names its product Gustatory receptor 10a (gene Gr10a). Gene Ontology annotation, biological process: sensory perception of taste. Gene Ontology annotation, cellular component: neuronal cell body; dendrite; membrane. The record is from RefSeq and is a predicted model, not a curated record. Gene Ontology annotation, molecular function: sweet taste receptor activity. NCBI's taxonomy places the organism in Eukaryota, Metazoa, Arthropoda, Insecta, Diptera, Tephritidae.